AUGGACGGAGUCAAUCCAUUCGUAUGGCCUGAUACACUUGUUUAUUUGUUUAUUCAACAUUCUUUCUAUCUAUAUCUCUUUUUAUACGCUUCUUUCUUUACAAUUAUUUUUUUUUAUUCUGAUUCUGCUUUAAAUGUUUCUUUAUUUCUUUCUUUUCAUUAUAAUAAUCAUUCUGUCCAAAAGCCUUUCGUUAUUCAUGCUCAAUUCAUAUGUUAUAAUCUUCUGCAUCACUUAAAUAUAUUCUUUCUUUCUUUCUUUCUUUCUUUCUUUCUUUCUUUCUUUCUUUCUUUCUUUCUUUCUUUUCAUUAUAAUAAUCCUUCUGUCCAAAAGUCUCUGGUAAUUCAUGCUAAUGUUCAUAUGUUAAUGUCUUCUGUAUCACUUGAAUUUCUUUCUUUCUUUCUUUCUUUCUUUCUUUCUUUCUUUCUUUCUUUCUUUCUUUCUUUUCAUUAUAAAAAUCAUUCCGUUCAAAACUUUUUGUGUAACUUAAAUGUUUUCUUUCUUUCACUUCAUCGUAAUAAUAAUUCCGUCCAAAGGUUCUUGGUAAUUAAUGCUGACUUUCGUAUGUUAUAUAUUUCUGCAUCCAUUGAAUCUCUUCUUUCUUUCUUUCUUUCUUUCUUUCUUUCUUUCUUUCUUUCUUUCUUCUCAAAUGUCUUUGGUAAUUCAUUCUAA
Molecule: messenger RNA, 669 nt
Organism: Acanthosepion pharaonis
Lineage: Eukaryota; Metazoa; Mollusca; Cephalopoda; Sepiida; Sepiidae
Source: the annotation of a GenBank genome assembly